ACAUUCCGAUACAUUUCGAUAGUUUCACACAACAGCGCAUGCUUGAGUUCCGUUUCGGGGUGGUUGUUUUACUGUUCUUAUCGACAUAUCCGUUUAUUAUCAUGGUAAUGUAAAAUAACAUAAGUUCAAACAUUACCAAUCUGAUGUUGGGUGGAUCGAUCUAUAAUUGUCUCCCGUUUUCCAAUAACGAUGACAAUUUUCCAGUGCAUUAUAGUACGUGAACUGAACUAGGUCAUUGAGUCGGAGUUCUGUCUAAAUUUCCGAGCGAUGGCAUGUCCCUUUGCAAGGCACGCUCCUCCGGAAACGUUUCAGCGCCAGCCAUCGAUUGCGGAUGGUCAAGGAUGGAACCUGGACGAGGAUCUUAGUGAGAUUCCUGAUGAUGCUCUAACUUUAACUCAUCUGAAUGCUGCUAUACAGCUGCUAACGGCCCCAAGCAAUGAGGACGUGUAUGAAGCUUUGAUGUCAUUGAUAUCGAAGUACAGCAACAAGUGGCCGGGACUUGUAAAACUGAAAACAGACCGAAAUUCCUUAUCCGUUUAUCCUCACUAUGACUACUUGGCAGAUGUUCAUGAUAAUUUGAAGAAAAUGGAUGAAUCCUCGGCAUGCAAAAUCUUGGUUCUGCUCGGCGAAGAACUGAUCCACACUUCGUGCGUGGGCCUGAUCGAGCGUGCCUACAAAUGCCUCGGUUCCAACUUGCAGGAAUUCCUCGGAUCGCUGGACGGAGUGUACGAUGUCCUGAAGUUGCAGGAAGAUGACGUUUCCGAUACGGGAUUCGUGUGUGCCGGUGAAGGUGAGCUGAUCUUCACCUCCGAGCGUCCGGUGGUAGCUUGGUUAUUGCUGGGAUGUCUGCAAGCUUUGAGUCGUUUACUUUUCCGCCACGAUCCGCAGAUCGACAUGGAACCUGUGGACGGUGACGUAACGCGUUACCGUUAUCUGUUCAAAAUGGACGACCUGGAGGAGCAGAUCGUUCCGAUGGUAGCCGAAAGCAAAGCAGCGGGAAAGUUGCGCGAGAGUGUUUCGUCGGACGCGAAGGAUUUGAAAAUGGAUAAUGAUUUUUUCUGCAAAGCAUUUCCAUGGCAUUUUAUUAUGGACGAAAAUUUGAAUCUAGUGCAAGUGGGUCAAGGAUUCAGCCGCUUGUUUAAAAACUAUAUGGCUACAAGUGGUUUAUCCGCGAGUACGUACUUUCGGUUCAAACGUCCUCGAGGAUUGUCUUUGAAAUUUCGUGAGAUUGUCCGUCGCACGAAUACUCCUUUCAUGAUAUCGCUGCGUGCACCACCCGGUCGUCCAGAUUUUUUCGCCAAAGGGCUAGAAAUAAAAGGACAGAUGGUGUUCUGCCCAGAAUCAAACUCGCUGUUGUUUAUGGGAUCACCUUUCUUGGAUGGAUUAGAAGGACUUACUUGCAACGGCCUGUUCAUUUCGGAUAUCCCAUUGCAUGAUGCUACAAGAGAAGUCAUUCUUGUUGGUGAACAGGCACGAGCUCAGGACGGUCUUCGUCGUCGAAUGGAUAAACUGAAGAGUUCGAUCGAGGAGGCAAAUGCUGCUGUUACAAAAGAACGGAAAAAGAAUGUUAAUCUGUUACAGUUAAUGUUCCCAGCGGAGAUUGCUGAGAAGCUUUGGUUGGGAUCCCAGAUCGAUGCAAAAACCUAUCCUGAUGUCACUAUGCUCUUCAGCGAUAUUGUUGGUUUCACAAGCAUUUGUUCGAGAGCUACACCAUUUAUGGUGAUCAGUAUGUUGGAAAGUUUGUACAAACAUUUCGACGAAUUGUGCGGGUUUUUCGAUGUCUAUAAGGUUGAAACAAUUGGAGAUGCUUACUGUGUGGCCAGUGGUUUACAUAGAGCCGGAAUCUACGAUGCUCAUAAGGUAGCUUGGAUGGCACUCAGAAUGAUCGAGACUUGUUCACUGUAUAAUACGCACGAUGGUCAACAUAUUAGGAUGCGUAUUGGAUUACACACCGGUACGGUGUUGGCUGGGGUUGUGGGGCGCAAAAUGCCACGAUACUGUUUGUUCGGUCACAACGUAACGAUUGCCAACAAGUUCGAAUCGGGCAGUGAGGCCUGUAAGGUUAAUAUCAGUCCGACGACGAAGCAGUGGCUGACCAAACACCCGGGCUAUGAAUUUCAGCUUAACCCACGGGAUCCAUCGUGUAUGCCGAAAGAGUUCACGGAGUCCAAGGGUCUCACCUGUUACUUCCUCGAAGGGUACCGACAUCCAACGGUGGGUGAUGAUGCAACACUCCAAGAACACAUUGAAGCGGCUAUGAAGCAAUCUCUACUGGAUAGCAAUGAGGUACUAAUAGUGGAAGAGUAGUACACGUAGGAUCAUUUUAAUCCCGAAGAGCCAAAAUAACAAGUGUAGUGGAUCAAAUUGAAUAAAUGUUUCUUAAAUGUAACAUUCAAAUAUGAAUAAAAUUAUUGAAAACAAAA
Messenger RNA from Malaya genurostris, 2423 nucleotides. RefSeq names its product head-specific guanylate cyclase (gene Gycalpha99B). The transcript is spliced from 6 exons. Bases 268 to 2307 code for a protein of 679 amino acids. Gene Ontology annotation, biological process: cGMP biosynthetic process; response to oxygen levels. Lineage: Eukaryota; Metazoa; Arthropoda; Insecta; Diptera; Culicidae. The record is from RefSeq and is a predicted model, not a curated record. Gene Ontology annotation, cellular component: guanylate cyclase complex, soluble. Gene Ontology annotation, molecular function: heme binding; guanylate cyclase activity.